Molecule: messenger RNA, 1318 nt
Organism: Dipodomys ordii (Ord's kangaroo rat)
Lineage: Eukaryota; Metazoa; Chordata; Mammalia; Rodentia; Heteromyidae
Product: tubulin beta chain-like
Exons: 2
Coding region: 52-1173 (373 amino acids)
Biological process (GO): mitotic cell cycle; microtubule cytoskeleton organization
Cellular component (GO): cytoplasm; microtubule
Molecular function (GO): structural constituent of cytoskeleton; GTPase activity; GTP binding
Source: RefSeq, a predicted model, not a curated record
GGUGGCAAGUACGUGCCCCGCGCCGUCCUAGUGGACCUGGAGCCGGGCACCAUGGACUCGGUGCGCUCGGGGCCCUUUGGGCAGAUCUUCAGGCCGGACAACUUCGUUUUCGGUCAGAGCGGUGCCGGGAACAACUGGGCCAAGGGGCAUUACACGGAAGGAGCAGAGCUGGUUGACUCAGUGCUGGAUGUUGUGAGGAAGGAGGCAGAGAGCUGUGAUUGCCUCCAGGGUUUCCAGCUGACCCACUCCCUGGGUGGGGGGACCGGGUCUGGGAUGGGUACCCUCCUCAUCAGCAAGAUCCGGGAGGAGUACCCAGACAGGAUCAUGAACACCUUCAGUGUGGUGCCCUCCCCCAAAGUGUCGGACACAGUGGUUGAGCCAUACAAUGCCACCCUCUCAGUCCACCAGCUUGUAGAAAACACAGAUGAGACCUAUUGCAUUGAUAACGAAGCCCUCUAUGACAUUUGCUUCCGCACCCUAAAGCUGACCACACCCACUUACGGUGAUCUGAACCACUUGGUGUCUGCUACCAUGAGUGGGGUCACGACCUGCCUUCGAUUCCCUGGCCAGCUCAAUGCUGACCUUCGGAAGCUGGCUGUGAACAUGGUGCCCUUCCCCCGCCUGCACUUCUUCAUGCCUGGUUUUGCACCCUUGACCAGCCGGGCCAGCCAGCAGUACCAUGUUCUCUCAGUGCCCGAGCUCACCCAGCAGAUGUUUGAUGCCAAGAACAUGAUGGCUGCCUGUGACCCCCGGCACGGCCGCUACCUCACCGUGGCUGCAGUGUUCAGGGGCCGCAUGUCCAUGAAGGAGGUGGAUGAGCAGAUGCUCAAAAUGCAGAACAAGAACAGCAGCUACUUUGUUGAGUGGAUCCCCAACAACGUGAAGACAGCGGUCUGUGACAUCCCACCUCGGGGGCUAAAAAUGUCUGCCACCUUCAUCGGCAACAGCACCGCCAUCCAGGAGCUGUUCAAACGCAUCUCCGAGCAGUUCACAGCCAUGUUCCGGCGCAAGGCCUUCCUGCACUGGUACACCGGUGAGGGCAUGGAUGAGAUGGAGUUCACGGAGGCGGAGAGCAACAUGAAUGACCUGGUGUCCGAGUACCAGCAGUACCAGGACGCCACAGCUGAGGAGGAGGGCGAGUUUGAGGAGGAGGCAGAGGAGGAGGUAGCCUAGAGCUGGCUCAGCAGCUAACGCCAGGGAGCAGUGUGAACUCUUUAUUCACUCACAGCCUGUCUGCUAGCCCUGUCCACUGUGUUCUUGCUGUCCUGUCUUGACAUCAUGUGUUGUACAGACACCAUUAAAGCAUUUUCAUAGUGUG